CAUGCUUUGUAACGGUGAUUCGGCAAAUCAGCCAAAUCGUUCGUCUUUUUACCCUACAUUGAUAAAAGUUUUCAUCUGUUCCUACGUUAUGCUCACUUAGAAGAAGGAACAGUUUAGCAAGUGAUCGUCUAAAGAUCACCAGUUGAAAGUUAUGUUGGACUUCAAGCCGCAAAAGGAAAUCGUUUACAAUCGUUUUUUACCCUACAAAGACAGGCUAGAUGAAGAGUCCAAUAAGUUUCUUUCCGAGAUUAAAUACAGUCUUGGUCGAGCUGUGGUUUUCAAAGAGACCAGCCCUGGAAUUCUGUACUGGAGCAAUCGACUGACAAACUAUAUAAAGCUCUAUGGAAGAAAGUUUUCAAAGGAGGACCAUCUGAAUUUUAUACAGAUCUUCUUUGAACUAACAACAGCUCCUAAUCUUGAUCCUCAAUACGUGAUUUCCUUUGGCCAUGUAUUGAUUCUGCUACUCAAGAAGCGAGAACUAAUAUCAAGAGAUGACCUUCUUCUGCCAUGGCGACCUCUUUAUGACCUGGUGGACUUUACAUUUCAUUCGAAAUACGAAGUGGCUGGACUGAAGAAACAUCCCAUAAAACUUGAAGAGACAGUGAAGCAUGUGGUCCGUGUAUCAAGAGUGUAUUUUUCUGAAGACUCCACCCAGGAGAUGCUUGAUGAGUGGCGGCCGUUAAUGUGUCCUUAUGAUGUUACAUUUAGCAAAGCAAUGUUUUACUUUUCCCUGUUUUUGCCAACAACACUCUCGCCUGACAAGCACAACAAAGGGUUCAAGUUGUGGUUUGAUGAGCUGUUAGGGAUUUGGCAGUCAUGUACCAACAGCCCAAGAUGGGAAGAGGACUGCUUAAAGUUGUUUGCCAGGCUUGCAAAAAAUAACAUUGGAUUUGUUGAUUGGAGUCCAUACCUUGCAACUGUAUUUACACGGAUUUUAAGGAAUUUUCAUCUUCCUGUUGGCGGCAAUACUCCUAUUAGCAGCCUCAAAGAUUAUUCAAGCAUAAUUAGCUCAUUUGUUAUCUGGAUUAUCAAUUCAAUGAGUAGCUCCAGUUCGACUCAAGAACAUCUCUGCAAAUUGUUCAAAGCACUGGAAUCUUUUUACCAUCCUUCAAACAAUGGACGUUACUCAGGUAAGCUCCAGAGGUUUCUUUACAACUUGCCCAAAGAAAUGAUAAAGAGGCUUCACAGGUGCACUGCAUAUUACCAAAACUGGAGUGAAAUCAUAGUGCUGGAAGGUCACUCAACUCCUCUUAUGUACUGGAUCAGAAAAACAUUGAACCUGGCUGUCUUAUUUUCAGGGUUCAAGUUGUGGUUUGAUGAGCUGUUAGGGAUUUGGCAGUCAUGUACCAACAGCCCAAGGUGGGAAGAGGACUGCUUAAAGUUGUUUGCCAGGCUGGCAAAAGAUAACAUUGGAUUUGUUGAUUGGAGUCCAUACCUUGCAACUGUAUUUACACGGAUUUUAAGGAAUUUUCAUCUUCCUGUUGGCGGCAAUACUCCUAUUAGCAGCCUCAAAGAUUAUUCAAGCAUAAUUAGCUCAUUUGUUAUCUGGAUUAUCAAUUCAAUGAGUAGCUCCAGUUCGACUCAAGAACAUCUCUGCAAAUUGUUCAAAGCACUGGAAUCUUUUUACCAUCCUUCAAACAAUGGACGUUACUCAGGUAAGCUCCAGAGGUUUCUUUACAACUUGCCCAAAGAAAUGAUAAAGAGGCUUCACAGAGAGAGAUUUCCAAAGAAUUCUUGGGAGACCCCCAUUCCAGAAGAAUCCAAGCUGAAGGAUGAUGACCUGACAGCAUUUGUAGAGUGCCUCAAGCCUGCUGUCAUGCUAGCAGUGUUUAACAAGAGUGGAAGCUUUGAUGCUGCUGGGGCACUGCAAAAUCUGGCUCUGAUCAAACCAGACAUAGUCCUUCCAACUCUAUUAGACAAGUAAGGUUUACAUGUACAUGUGAGUUGGCCAAAAUGUAAUAUUUUAGUACAUUAUUUUACAGUAAUCACUUUUGUGNUAAUGAUGCUCACUUGAUUAUUUUUGUAGGGAACGUUUAUGUUCAUUUCCACCGUUGUUUGUCUGGUGCCCGUUGUGGACUGUUCAGAGGCUGUGGGAGUUGUAGAAAUGACAGAGGAUGAGAAAGAGUUGUGUCUUGCAACGGCUCAGUUCGAAGACUUUGUGCUACAAUUUAUGGACAGAUGUUUUGCAAUGAUUGACAACUCAUCGUUUGAGAACACGUCAGAGCUAGACAGUACCACGAUGAAAGCUGACCAGCGUCACUCCCUGGAGGGCAUGAUGGGAAUGGGCGUGGCCUCGACAUUUCACGCUAUUCUGAUGCAGAGCUCGCCCAAGAUUUUCCAGUGUGCUCUUGAUCAGCUAUUUGCGUUUUGUACCAGCAAAGUACUUGAAACAAAGGUGGCAGGAAAGAUGGCAUCAGACAUGUGCCGGGCGGCUGCAAGGACAAAUGCAACAGCAACUCUGAAGAAAUUUGUACCUCACUGUUGUUCUGUUAUUGAACACUUAACCUCUGUGGAAGGGGUCGCAGAAGAAGAGGAAGUUGAUGAUCAGCUGUUAUGGAAUCUUCAGAUUUUAUCGGAGGUUGUGCGUUCCAGUGGAUCAUUGCAUUAUAAAGAUAAACUCAUUUCAGCAAUUAAAUCAACCAUUCACCUGAAGUGUAAAGAAGCAGCUACUCUGGGGGCCAUACUCCUGGAGCACAUGCUACGGCCGCUGGCUAAGAUUUACCCCAUGGAGUGGAGGAGCGUGUUGGUUGACUUUGGAACACCACCGACAGAGCAUCUGUUUAUAAGGGACUGGGGAAAGCCAGGGGAUCUUUUUAACCUGAACAUUCAGUGGCACAUACCAUCCGAGGAGGAGAAGCUUUUAGCAAAGGAAAUGUUGGACACGUUUUUACAACCAGUGCUGACGAGGCUGGAAAAAUUCCUGGAAGAAUCGUUGACGCUCUCAAGGGAGGAGCUUCAGCAGUGUCUAAACAUCAUCUGUGGGUGUCUGUCUGGAGCUGCCAUUCUCUUACCAGACUGGAAGAGACCUCCACUGGAAAACUUGGGCCUCAAGACCCUUGUGAGCCGAGGAAGAUUUCAGAACACUGUCUCGAUGGAACCAGAAGUGUCGAUGGGUGAACACAACUCGCGAGCUCGGAUAGCAGAGCUGAUUCACAGACUGUUAGAUCAUCUCCUUUGUCAUCACGAGGAUGACACUAAAGCUCUUUUGAUAAUUUUAAAGAUCUAUGAUCUCUUAAUGCUCCAUGUUGGAGGCCAGAGAGACGAGUUUGAUAGCAGAUGGCGCAGUGCAAGUGCUGUGAAGAGAGCUAUGGAAGACAAACUUGCAGGAAAGAAGAAACAUGUCCGACCGUUGCUUAUUGAAAGAGUCCAGCUACAACAUGAGAUGCGAAUCCUGAACCGAAUUUCAAACCAGUUAACAACAUUACAUAAAGUGUUGUUGGACGAUUUGUUUAAACUCGCGACAACAGUUUACACAGAGGUUCGUAUCAAGGCUCAAAGAGUGUUAUCGUCUUGCAUCGAUGUGUUUGAUUACUUUGCUCGAACCUUGGUACCACCAACGUUAUCUAAACUUCAAAACAGCCCAGACAUCUCCCAUGAAGAAUUCAAGGGUGCGCUUUACGUGUUGCUUAAUAACCGCAUGUUGUUCUUGAUAGUACAUUACUGGGAGGUCAUGGUUGAUGUGUGGCCUGUUAUUGUCCAGGCUGACCACUCUGAAAAGCCUUCCAUUAUCAACUUGAUGACAAUGCUCGCCGAGAAAAUGGUGAAGAAGUAUGAUACGGUGGCUGUUAGCAGAAUGGUUACCGAUUCUGCAGUUGAACAAGCUAAGCGGCUCUUAACUUCAACGGGUCCCGUGCCGCAAAGCCAUCUUAAACCAAUCUCAAGUCCUACAGCAACAGCUCUUCCAAGCGACUUAGAACUCAAAGAGAGCAAGGACGCUUGGAAUAACACGCGAGAGAAUAAUCUGAGGAAUUACCACAAACUUGUCAGCACUUUAGUGGAUAUGUUGGAGAGCGAUGGCCUACGCUGGCGUUAUCUCCAGAUUUGUUUCAGUUUUCUCAAUUUGUUAAUUCGUUAUGAUGUGCCUCUACCGGCAAACGCGGUGAAACUUUGUGUAAAAUUCCUAAAGCACGAUGCAUUAGCGAUUCGAAAGGUAACUAUUGCACAAGUAAUACCCAAAAUAACACUUAUUAACCCAAUGAGUUCCCAAGCCGAUUACAUGUCAUCUGGUCUACCAGAGCCCACGACAACAGUUAUUCAGCCCGGUGAUUGGGAAGAUAACAGAUGGUUGCAAUAUUCGUCUAGUGAUCUCCCCAAGACCAAAAAUGAGUGGGAAGGCUGUGUUUUCAUCGAUAAAACUCACUGAGGCUACUAUACAUGGCCAAAAAAACUGCUGACCUAUGCUCCCGCAGACCAACAGCCAAUUCUAGGGAGAACACGUGACCAACUUUCGGAGGAGGAGCAGCCAAUUUACGAUGCCUUUAGUCAAGAAGAAUUUAUGUCAAAAUUCAUCUCGUUUCUAUCCUUAGAAGAUAGGAAAGGCAAAGAUAAAUUCGACGUUCAUCGCUUUGUGUUGUUGAAGUUUUUUUUUCACUUUCUUUAUCAGAUCGCUAGUAGUAACUUGUGGCACCCGAGGCGAAGUGUCUUGGAAUAUCUACAAGUCAUGAUUUUUGCCAACCUCUUCGCCAUCACCAGUAACCCUCAGUUCGUUCUGGACGUGAAGGACCUGGUGCUCAGUCUCCUAGCAGACGAGCAGUUAGAGGUUCGAGAGAUGGCGGCUGUAACAUUCAGUGGCCUGGUUCAUUACGGCUUCUUUCAGCUUGACGACAAACUGCAGAUACGAGAUUAACGCUGGCACUUCUGAAAUUACUUUUAGUGCUACUUGAAAGCUCUGCUUAACGGCUCUCAUUUGAAUGGUCUCACACUAGGGUUUCAUCCACAGAUUUAAAAGUUAGAUCCACCUUGUACAGCAUAAUAAACAGUACCACAUGAAAGUACUGCUCAAUAGCUUAUCAUUUGAAUGGUCACACACUAGGGUUUCAUGCAAAGACUUAACAGUUAGAUCAACCUUGUAUAUUGUCAUAACAGUACCACUUGAAAAAUCUGCUCAGUAGUUUUCAUUUGAAUGGUCCUACACUGAGGUUUCAUCCACACACAGGUAGAAACAACAAUUGAACUAAGGUACAGGGCUGUAUGCUCAGCAACUCAUAAACUGUCAUCUGUUUUU
This is a messenger RNA of Orbicella faveolata, 5224 nucleotides long. RefSeq names its product proteasome activator complex subunit 4-like. Gene Ontology annotation, biological process: proteasomal ubiquitin-independent protein catabolic process. The record is from RefSeq and is a predicted model, not a curated record. Gene Ontology annotation, cellular component: nucleus; cytosol. Lineage: Eukaryota; Metazoa; Cnidaria; Anthozoa; Scleractinia; Merulinidae. Gene Ontology annotation, molecular function: proteasome binding; peptidase activator activity.